Molecule: messenger RNA, 348 nt
Organism: Saprolegnia parasitica CBS 223.65
Lineage: Eukaryota; Oomycota; Saprolegniomycetes; Saprolegniales; Saprolegniaceae
Exons: 3
Biological process (GO): proteolysis
Molecular function (GO): zinc ion binding; metallocarboxypeptidase activity
Source: RefSeq, a predicted model, not a curated record
ACGAUCGACGCCGACGUGAACCGCAAGUGCCACACGGUCAACAGCGACUACCUCCCGUCGCUCACGCCGGGUGCGUACGGCACGAGCGCGUACCACAACUGCUUCCGCACCGACGCGCAGGUCGACGAGUACCUCGACGUGCUCGUCAAGCAGAACGCCGGUGUCAUCACCAAGUUUCAAAUCUCGACCACCCACAAAGGGUUGCCGAUCUGGGCCUACAAGAUCUCGACCGGCGCGCGCCCGUCGUCGCUGUACCUCCACGCGCUUCUCCACGCCCGUGAGUGGGUCGCGACGUCGUCGGCGAAGCCGACGCCGACCGAACGCACGACCUCAUCAUCGUGCCGCUAG